AUGUCCCACCUCAUCCCCUCCCGACAGCGCGAAAAACCCGGCGGCGACGAAGAAGCCACCACAAAACUCGAGCUCGGCGAAUUCAAAGACAUACCCACCCUCACCCUCUCCGAAGCCCGCCUCCUCAUCAACGCCGUCAUCGACCAUCGCAAACAGUCCCGCCAGUUCAACGAAACGGAGACCCUCAUCAAAACGCAAGACUAUCUCGACGUGUUCGCGCGGUUCAAGCAGAAAGAGAAUAUUGAGGCGGUGGAGAGGAUGUUGGAUCAGAGAGUAGAGCUAGAAUUCUUUGAGAGGAGUCAGUUGGGGAGUUUGUGUUGUGAGAGUAGUGAGGAGGCGAAGCUGUUGAUACCGAGUUUGGCGGAUAAGAUUGAUGAUGCGGAAUUGCAGGAGUUGUUGGAUGAGAUUAGUAAGUUGAGGAAUUUUACGGAGGGGUGA
Bacidia gigantensis is the source of this 438-nucleotide messenger RNA. RefSeq lists its product as uncharacterized. Gene Ontology annotation, cellular component: P-body; RNA polymerase II, core complex. Lineage: Eukaryota; Fungi; Ascomycota; Lecanoromycetes; Lecanorales; Ramalinaceae. Gene Ontology annotation, biological process: positive regulation of translational initiation; nuclear-transcribed mRNA catabolic process, deadenylation-dependent decay; mRNA export from nucleus in response to heat stress. The transcript has a single exon. The record is from RefSeq and is a predicted model, not a curated record. The coding region runs from base 1 to 438 and encodes 145 amino acids. Gene Ontology annotation, molecular function: translation initiation factor binding; nucleotide binding.